AUGGCGGACCAAGCGCAGCAACCGCCGCAGCAGCCUCCUCCCCAAGGAGGUCCUCAGGGUGGUCCUCAAGGAAGUCCCCAAGCAGGACCUCAAGGCGCGCCCCAGCCAGGCCCCCAGAUCCAAUUCCGCGGACCCCCAGGAGCACCACCCCCGACACCAGAGCAGAUUGCCAUGAUGCAGAGGCAGCUCCAGGAGCAAGCACAGAAGGCUGGCAUGUCCGUACCUCAAUUCGUCGAGCACAUCCGGAGACAGCAGAUGCAGCAAAUGGCCAUGCGCGCACAGCAAGCACAGCAGCAGGGCGCACAGGGUCAGCCGCCAGGAGGCCCAGGAGGUCCUCAGCCAGGACAAGUCGUUCAGAAGGGCCCAAUGCCGCCGCCGCAGCAGCAGCAACAGGCUCAACCUGUCCAACCUGGCCCGCCAAACCCGCUGGCCAUCGUGCUCGCCAAUUUCCUCCGUGGCCAGAGCCUCAAGCCCCGAACUGUCAUUUUCAACGGCGAGCGCAAGGACAUGUUCCGUGUUAAGCGAGCCCUACGCGCCCUGCAAUCUCCCGCUUACGAGAAGCUGCGAAAGAAGAACCCCGGCCUUCCGGAAAUCAAGGACCGCGCCAGUCUCGAGAACUGCUUCAAGCUGCUGCCCAUGUCGAUGCUUGCUCUGCGCGUUAGCAAGGUCGAUCCUCAUGAAGGCCAUGAUCACGGCAAGAAGAAGGGAAAGCGCGUCAAGGGCCAGUGGACCGUCAAGAUUGAGCAGCAACAAGAGGCUCACGACGACAUGUACUACAUCUGGUUCUACGAGGGCAGUCAGGUCAUGCGCAAGGUUUACGCUGUUCUUGCCUUGAUUGCCAUUUUCAUUUGCGUCUUGUAUCCUCUCUGGCCCGUCUUCCUUCGCCAAGGUGUAUACUACCUUAGUUGGGGUUUCAUCGGGCUGCUCGGUCUCUUCUUUGCCAUGGCUAUUUUCCGUGUUAUUCUUUUCGGCAUUACGUAUUUCUUGGUCUCGCCUGGACUUUGGCUGUAUCCCAACCUGUGGGAAGAUGUCUCGUUCAUGGACAGUUUCCGCCCUGUUUGGGCUUGGCAUGAGACCGCGAAGCCAAAGAAGAAGAAGAAGUCAAAGUCGACCGCCGUAAAUGCCGAGGCCUCUGCCCACUUUGCUGGUGUCACUGGUCAAUCCGCCCCCGCUACCGCUACUACGACUGGAACCUCGACGCAGAUCCAGACGGCUCCUCUGGGACAGUCAGCAUACGCCGCACCCCGUGUCGAGGAAUUGGCGGAUGACGAGUAA
Molecule: messenger RNA, 1275 nt
Organism: Pestalotiopsis fici W106-1
Lineage: Eukaryota; Fungi; Ascomycota; Sordariomycetes; Amphisphaeriales; Sporocadaceae
Exons: 2
Coding region: 1-1275 (424 amino acids)
Biological process (GO): post-translational protein targeting to membrane, translocation
Cellular component (GO): endoplasmic reticulum; endoplasmic reticulum membrane
Source: RefSeq, a predicted model, not a curated record